GCGGAUGGACGACGGAAAGAGGGACGACAUUUAGGACGCCCUCGAUGAGGAGGACGGCCACAAGGGUGGGGCCAGGGAGUGGGGGUGGCAGACGAGGCAGACGAGGCAGUCAGAGAGCCUGACCUGCCAGGGGAGGAGGUGGUGAUGACGUCGAGAGGCGUCGGUCGAGCGGGUCCCACUCCCAGGGCGCCGCGACCUGAGUUGGAUCGCGCUAGGAGGGAGAAGAGGGGAGUGGGGGAGGCUGACGUCGAGGUGCGAGACACGGGCAGGGAGAAGUGGGCUCGGCAGACGACGAUUGACGAGAUGUACGCCAAGGAGAAGUUGGCCGAGUUCACAAACGCGUGGCUGCAGUGGAUCUACGCGAAUGGGUUGCCAUUCAACGCCUUCCGUGGUCCGGAAUUCCAGAGGGUGCCGCAGGCGGCAGAGAGAGUGCCUCGCACUGUCCAGUUCCGGUUUCCCUCCUUUAGGGUUACAGCGGGCGCCGGUAUCCCUUCGCAGAGGGCGAAGGUGGCGACGACGGUGAGCGUGGUGUGCGUCGCUUUCCGGCACAGCGGUGCCACCAUCCUCUCCGACGGGAGGAAGUCACGCAGCGGCAAGCCGCUCGUGAACUUCCUCGUCGGAGGCGCCAGUGGCGCCCUGCUAUACGCCACCAUCGGACGUGACGGGUCGGUCCGAGACACAAUGGACAUCGUGUACCGUAGGUGGCGGGCCAUCAUCUUGUCCUUUCCUCCAAAGGACGUGAUCGGCUUCUGCACAGACUCCGCCAGUAACUAUACGGCGGCAGCGCGCAGAUUCUCCACUGACCCCGAGCCCAACAUUAGGAGGAUCACUUGGCUCCCCUGCUCCACCCAUGUCUGCAACUUGAUGUUGUCAGAUAUCGGAACGCGAGUGGGGUGGGUCAAGGACACCAUCAUCCGCGCUCGAGCGCUUGUGCGACUUAUUAAAUUGCACGGCGCUGGUCACACCCUGUUUAGGAAGGUGAACCCUCGCGUUCAGCUCGUCGAGCCCGUUGAGACACGGUUUGCAUCGGUUUUCCUGAUGCUGUCGUGUCUCAAAGGCCGACGAGACGCGUUGGAGAGCAUGCUGCACGGGGAUGCUUGGGCACGCAUCCCGUGGGAGCGCAGGCAUCAUGUGCAAGAGUUGAUGAGGAGGGUCGACGUGCCGGAGGACAUGAUCGAGCCGUGCGUGCGUGAGGUUGCCAUCCACAACCUCCACAUGCUAGAGCCCGCACAUGCCGCGGCCCACCUCCUCAACCCUCGUCAACGGUCCCUCACGUAUUACCAUUCGUUAGAAACGACCGCGGACGACGCCCGUGUGGUCGAGGAGUGCGACAGAUUUCUGCUGGYKCAGACCGGCSGUGAUUUGGUCGGCAGACUGUACAGGACCAUGAGGGACCAGAUGAGGGACUUCCACUCGAUGCGAGGGGAUUGGGGAGAUCGGUCCCUCUCCGAUGCCGAGGCGGACGAUUGCAAGGGGGACCGCGAGACCGAGCGAUGUACAGCGUGGUGGCUUGACCAUGGACGGGCCCACCCGGAGUUGCGCACCAUCUUCAUCCGUGUCAUGCACUUGUGGAUGUCUGCCUCUCCAAUGGAGAGGAACUGGGCGCAGCACGAGCGCAUCAACACGGCGAGGCGCUGCAAGCUUGGGUUUGCCAAGCUUGCACAGCUGGUUGAGAUUGCCACCAACCUCAAACUGGCCUCGUGCGCAUGGCAGGGUGGUGGCUACGUAUUGCCAUGGGUUAUGGGGACCGGUCGAGAGGGGACGGCGGUAGAGGACGAGGAUGAGGAGGGAGACGUGAAGCCCGAGGUGUGGGGAGCGCGACCUGCAGGCAGUGUUCCUGAGCAGAAGAUCCAGCGGCAGAUUGUCGCUUUCCAUGACAGCCGACCGUCCAGAGCCCAUUCGGUUCGGGACGUGUUCGGCAAGAGGGCGACGGAGCUGCGACCGUGGGGAGAGGGCGGGGAUGAUGCGGACGCUGCUGCGGCUGACAACGACAUCGACGACGAGUGGGCAAACGAUGAUGACACGCCGCUGAGUGGCCACCCGACGGCUGAGCGGGUGUACUUCACCUACGGUGGGGGACGUGACGGCAUGGAUUCAUUGACAUCAGUUAUCAUUGGUGGUGUGCCGUCGACCGCACAGGCGAGUUGCAGCAGCAGGGCCGGUGGUGGUCGUGGAGGACGUUCGCAUGCGGAGGUCGGCGUCGACGACUUGGGGGAGCAGCAGCCACUGGGACGUCUUCGGCAGACAGGCAGGUGUUGGGAGGUUAGGAGCGACAGCGAGGCCGAGGAGGAGGCCGAGGAUGAGCGGGUGCCCUUUCACGAUCGUCGCUUCUCUCCCUCCCAUCAUCGGAGCAGUGCACAACCCGAGGCACUUAGGCGUUCGGAGGGGUUGGCGUCGGCAGCAGGCAGAGAGCGGACACAUGACGGCGAGGAUCGUGGGGGGGAGAGGACUCCUUCCGACGCCGGUAUCCGGCCCCGCUCGCCGUCGGAGCUCCGCACACACGACUUUGACGUCGGAGGGCUUGGUGGGGGCUUGGGAGAUUUCGAUGUCGAGGGACGUCGACGUGCCUCACCGUCGGAGGUGCGCACCGACGCGGACGAUGUGCGGGGCCCUGUUGAGACAGAGGAGGAGAGGGAUGCCCGUUUGGGCCGAGAGGAGGAGGAGCGGCUGGGGAGUUUGCCACGAUGGGAGGGUCGGUUCGCGUAUCUUGACGAGCAGCGUCGGCAGAGGGGUUUGGAGACAGGAGGGGGGGGAGGCCGUGACGACGACGACUCGAGUGUCCUUGAGGAGGCAGUUCAGGGGGAGUUCGAUGAUGAGGGACAGGAUGCCGCCGCGGGUAGUGGGUCAGGUGGUGGACGCUGCGGCGACGGGGAGACCGCGGGUGAUGAGGGGCAGGAUGUUGUCGUGGGCGGUGGGUCCCGUCGUGGGGGGCGUGCCGUGUGUGGCAGGGGAGAGGGUGGACCCGGUGGAGAUGGGGACACCGCGGGUGUCGGAGGAGACGAUGGACCGGACGGAGAUAAUGACGAUGACCACGGUCCCGAGGACGAUGCAUAUAGGCUCGCCUUGGUGUUGAGGGACCCCACAAUACCUCCCUUGCGCCCUGACGACUCAGCGCACACUUUCUUCGACGUCGAUGCUUUGGCGCAAGCGUUGACGGAUGACCCUUUCACACACAUGGGUCGCGUGAGCGGCAAGAGGCGGGCCCCUGGGAGGGUGUAUUCACCGCCGCCGUUCGUGGUGCAAAGCCCUCGAUGGUCGGGUUCGUUGCUCAGCGGCGUGAGAGGGAGGGAGUCCGGAGCGGGUGAGGUGGGGUCCGGCAGACGCAGCGACGGCGGCAGAGACAGUGCAGGAUCGAUGCCUCCACCGCCUGCACGGACUCCGGAGGCUGUGGUCGACGCCGGGGACCAGACGGCGGCACCCGGAGUUGCGCACAGUGGCAGUUCCCCGUCGACAGUCCAAGGUGGUGUGGGUGAAGGAUGGUCAGCUGUUUGUCGGGUCGAGGACCGGUUGCGGGUGGAUUACGACGUCGGGAGGGGCGUCUUCUCAGGACGUACGCCAGUUUAGACGCAGGCUGCGGAGGGUGGGUCAAGACGUCUGAGCCUGCAGAUGGCAGGCCGCAUGCUCGGUUUGUCACGAGCGG
Messenger RNA from Chara braunii, 3640 nucleotides. NCBI's taxonomy places the organism in Eukaryota, Viridiplantae, Streptophyta, Charophyceae, Charales, Characeae. The record is from the annotation of a GenBank genome assembly.